Messenger RNA from Tauraco erythrolophus (red-crested turaco), 1864 nucleotides. NCBI's taxonomy places the organism in Eukaryota, Metazoa, Chordata, Aves, Musophagiformes, Musophagidae. The record is from RefSeq and is a predicted model, not a curated record.
CUCUUGUAUCAGGAAUAUCGAGAUAAAUCUACACGCCAGGAGAUUGAAACUAGACGACUGCAGGAUUCACAGACAGACCCAGAGGAGAGUUCACCCAGUGAGGAAACCCCAUCUGAAGCAGAACCUACGAGUAUAACCGAAAGCAAAGCUCCACCACAAAUCAGUUUGCUGAGGAACUCCAACUCCAGGUUCAACUUAUGGCAGGAUCUGCCUGAGAUACGGAGCAGCGGAGUCCUCAGCAUCCUCCAGCCAGAUGAGAUCAAGCUGCAGGAGGCCAUGUUUGAGCUGGUUACUUCCGAAGCCUCAUAUUACAAGAGUCUGAAUCUGCUGGUGUCUCACUUCAUGGAGAACGAACGUCUGAAAAAGAUCUUACACCAGUCUGAGGCGCACAUCCUCUUCUCCAACGUCCUGGACGUCAUGGCGGUUAGUGAGCGCUUCCUGUUGGACCUCGAGCAGCGGGUGGAAGAGAAUAUUGUGAUCUCAGAUGUGUGCGAUAUUGUCUACCAGCAUACAGUUAAUCACUUCUCCGUGUACAUCACCUACGUCUCCAACCAGACCUACCAGGAGAGAGCUUACAAGCAGCUUCUACAGGACAAGCCAGCUUUCCGGGAGGUGAUUUCACAGCUGGAGCUGGAUCCCAAAUGCAAAGGCUUGUCCUUUUCUUCCUUCCUGAUUCUGCCAUUUCAAAGAAUCACUCGACUGAAGCUGCUGGUGCAGAAUAUUUUGAAGAAAGUGGAAGAGAAGUCUGACAGGGAAAACACUGCCCUGGAUGCACAUAAAGAACUGGAAACAGUGGUGAAGGCAUGUAAUGAAGGUGUCAGGAAGAUGAGCCGAACAGAGCAGAUGAUCAGCAUCCAGAAGAAACUGGAAUUCAAGAUCAAGUCUGUGCCCAUCAUCUCUCACUCCCGCUGGCUGCUGAAGCAAGGGGAAUUGCAGCAAAUGAAUGGUCCAAAGACAUCACGAACGCUUCGCACCAAGAAACUCUUCAGAGAAAUCUACUUGUUCCUUUUCAAUGAUCUGCUGGUAAUUUGCCGGCAAAUUCCUGGGGACAAGUACCAAGUGUUCGAUUCAGCUCCCCGGGGGCUUCUUCGGGUAGAGGAGUUAGAAGACCAAGGGCAGAGUUUGGCCAACGUCUUCAUCUUGAGGCUGCUGGAGAAUGCAGAUGACCGGGAGGCCAGCUACAUGCUGAAGGCAUCAUCCCAGAGCGAAAUGAAGCGCUGGAUGAUUUCACUGGCCCCAAACCGGAGAACCAAGUUUGUUUCGUUUACAUCUAGGCUUGUUGACUGCCCGCAGAUCCAGUGUGUCCACCCGUAUGUGGCCCAGCAGCCAGAUGAGCUGUCCUUAGAACUGGCUGACAUCCUCAACAUCCUGGACAAGACAGAUGACGGCUGGAUAUUUGGGGAGCGCCUUCACGACCAGGAGAGGGGCUGGUUCCCCAGUUCUAUGGGGGAGGAAAUCCUGAACCCCAAAAUCCGAGCCCAGAACUUGAAGGAGUGUUUCCGGGUGCACAAGUCAGAUGACAGUCAGCGGAGGAAACUGGGCAGCAGAAACCGCCAAUGACCGCUGGUGUCCCCGAGCGUCUGGAGAGCCUUUAGGAGAGGGACAGAAGACAGAGGCUGCCAGCUGGCAGGAUAUGGCAGCGGUGCCAUGGGCCGUGGUGCAGGACUUGGCGUGCCAGACCAGGCACACACACCCCUGAACAAACAGAUUGUAGUUCCUGGGCUCCCUGCGGCUCUGUUCCUUCCCUGGAGGUCAGUGCUUCGAACUGGCUGAAAUAACCCCUUUCCAGGUGUUCUCUAAAGCCCUAAAGAGCAUGAGCUGAAUGGACCUAGCCCAAAGGCCAGCGGGUGCUGGCCAGCUGGCC